Molecule: messenger RNA, 6474 nt
Organism: Schistosoma turkestanicum
Lineage: Eukaryota; Metazoa; Platyhelminthes; Trematoda; Strigeidida; Schistosomatidae
Source: the annotation of a GenBank genome assembly
AUGAGUGAUACACAAACAUGUACAUUGGACGAAUUAGAAAACAGUGAAGGAUUAGUUCGAUUUAAAUUGGGUGACCAUCAUCAUCAUCAUUCUUUGGAUGAUGAAGAUGAUGAUGUCGACGAUGUGGCAAUUGAUUCAUUCGAUUUAGAUAAUUCCAAUUCAUCAAUCAAUAAUCCUAAUAUUGGCGAUCUGCAUUCAAUACAACAGCAACAACAAUUGCAUGAAAAUCAUGCCAGAACUGGGAUUGGUACAAGUAACAAUCAUAAUCAUAAUAAUAAUAACGUCAACGCCAACAACACCAACACCAACAACAUUGAUAAUGAGGCAUUAAUCAAAGUCAAAUUAUCAUCAAGUCAAGAGAAUUUGAAUAUAGACAUUUCACAAACAUAUCCUUUAGGCAAUAUUAUUCAAACACCAAAUGGACAAACUUUAUUUGACAUAACAACUAAUGGUCAAUUGAUACAUUCACAAAAUCCACUACAUCAAUAUUCUCAAUUUUCACUACAACAACAACCACAGCCAUUGAACAAUCCAACGGAGCUUCUCUUUACACCAUUAUCCUCCUAUCAUCCACCUAAUCCGAAUAUAAAUAAUGCUUCAUUCUCUCCAGCUAUCAUAUUUGUACCAGCUGCAUAUACCACCACAGCGACUAAUUAUAAUCGUAUGGAAUUGAUUACUGGCACUUCGGAUUCAUCAAUGGUUACAUCAUCUUCAUUGACGACGAAUUUAUCACCCAACCUAGGCAUUGUUUGUUCAUCGAUUUCUGCUCCGUUGCCACCAUUGGAUGAGAAUAUGUUUGAUAUAUCUCGUCUUGGUGGCAUUGAAAAUCUCAUGCCUACAACUAUGAUUUCAUCAAGUACACCAAUUAAACAAUCAUCACCUGAAAUAAUUAUAUCACAUUGUAUACAACCAGAUCUAAUGACUACAAAACCUCAAUUAUUAUCAAAUCAUAAUGAUGAUACAACCAUUCAAUGUCAAUCAAAUGAUGAUAUACGUAUUGAUUUACGCAAAACUGGAGGUGGUUCUGGUCGUUCGGUUAAAUUGGAAUUACGUGAAUUACUAGAUCUUGUCUUAGCAGCUGCAGCGCAUACACCGAAUUCUUUAGUUUUAGCAGAUAGUGGUAAAAUUUAUUCUCCACUGCCUGGUACAUCUCAACGUCCUCCAGUUGGUUUAGUAACACAAUUACUAUGGCGUGCUCGUGCGCUGGAUGAUCGUGGCCCAUGGAUUUUAACUUUUGCUAUGUGGUGGUUAAUGCAACACUAUUUCGGUAUCGGAAGCCGAACACAUCAUGUACGUUUACGUUGGGGACAUUUAAGAUUGGUGACAAAUGUUAUUGAUCCACUGACUGGAGAGUUGUGUGAAGCAAUUGAAUAUGUCGGUCCGUCAGCAUUUACUACAGUUAAAGCAUGCGCUCUACUUGAGUCUAAUUCAUCUGCAAAAGAUCAACCUGUUCGUCGUGUUUAUCCAUCUUCCGGUUGGGGUGAGGCUGAGAUUGCAGUUGCUGCAGCAUUGGCUUCUGAACAAGCUUGUAAUCGUCCAAGAGUUCGACCACUGGAUAUUGAUCCAACUGUACCAAUUGUUCCAGCUCGUUCCGGUCCUAAUUUUGUAUCUUUGUAUAAAUCAUUUGCUCGGCAUAGACAACAAGCAUCGUUACUUCCUGAAGCACCAUUUUAUGUUCAACCUUUACAGAAUUCUGCUUCUGCUCUUCAAUCGAAAGCUGCCAUUGCAUGGUUUAGUGUUGGUGCAUUAGGCAAAAAUCGUAUUGGUGCAUUAAUGCGUAAUAUUGUUGAUAAAGUUGUUCGUCCAGAUAUGUCUCGUGUUGCAACAGCUGCAUUGUCAGCAGCUACCAGUGCAUGUGUUCUGGCGGCGGAUAGAGCUGCAUUAGCAUUAAAUGUUUAUGACAAUUUUAGUUGUUCUACUGGUGGUCCGUGUGCUACUACGACGACUACUACAGCGGCAAAUCAAAAUAUUCAUAAUCACAACAGUAAUAAUACUAACAAUUCAGAUUUCAAUCAUCGUCAACAAUCAUUAGUUGAUAAAUUAUCAUGUCUGCUAGGCACUAAUAUGUCUAGUAUAAUGAAUACAAGAAAUGAUAUGAUAUUUACAUCAUCACCUACAAUGAUUAACACUAUGAAUAUUAAUCCAAUCAAUAAUCAUGAGCAUAACAUGAUUACUUCUUCUGCUUCUUCUUCUGAUAAUAAUAAUAAUAAUAAUGAUAAUAAUCUCAAUACAAUGAUAUUUUCACGUGUAGACAAUACUAAAACAACAUCAACAUCAACACCGUCAACACCAGCAACAACAACAACAACUAUACCUCAUUCAUCCACUUCGAUCAUAAUACAAUCAUCACGUACAACAGAUCUGAACAAUUCGAAUCAUCAGUUCGUAUUGAAAUUACCGAAUUUAGUACAAAAAUCUCAACCACCACAACAACAACAGCAACAGCAAUCAUCCACUAUGUUGUCCUCUUGUAAGCUGUCACCGUCACUACCUCUUCAAUCAUCCUCCUCCUCAUCAAUAUCUUUGUCGACACUGGCUGAUUUUCGUAAUCAAAUCUUAUAUGAAACUUCAUCGAUUCAACAACAACAACUACAACUACAACAGCAACAACAACCACAAACGUUUCUCACUCAAGAAAAUGAUCGAUUUAUUGUGAAUCCAAUUAAUCAAUUGAUGACAAAUAGUUUUGUUCUAUUAACCACAGUAGAUGGUCAUACAUUUUUAGCACCUAACAAUAAUAAUGGUAGUUGUAGUAGCAGUACUGGUACUGGUACUAGUAGUAGUAGUAGUAGUAGUAGUAUUUAUCCAUCCACUUCAAUGACAGCAACACCACCAACAACAACAACUAAUCAAUUGAAUAAUUAUAUUUUGAUGCCAACAACUUCCAUCUGCACUGGAGGAGGAAUCAAUGCAAAAUUUAUUACUUCUACUGCUGCUACUACUACUUGUACAUCGAAUCUGUCUUCUCUACAACACCACCAACACCAACACCAACAGCAACGACAAUCGGAACAAACCGAUUCUAUGCAAUUUCAAUCUUAUCAAACAACACUUGAUUCAUUGCAACAACAUCAUCAUAGUACACUAAUCUUGUCAGGUUUUGAUAAUUCAACUUUACAAACAUCGAAUUCAUUGACAGUGACAACAGCAACGACAGGCGCAACUAAUCCUACGGCAUCCCAACCCGUUAUAACCACAUCUCGAGCAUUUAAUCAACCUGUGGCAUGUCAUCUUAUAUCAUAUCCAAGUAGUAAUAAUAAUAAUAAUAAUAAUAAUAAUCAUAAUAGUAAUAAUAGCAAUAAUGCAAUACCGGUGAAUUUAAUUCUCUUAUCUACCUCAACUUCACCUGGUUUCUCUUCUUCUUCUCCAAUUAUAUUAAAUACAACUUUACAACCUCAAAUUCAACAUUGUCGACAAAAUCAAUCACAAUCUUGUAAUCUACAAACAAUUUAUCAAUCAGACAAUCGUCCAUGUGAUUUUGAUUUUAAUCUAUGCGCUGUUGGUAGCAACAACAACAACAGGGAUGGAGCAAGUACUUUUAUCGAUUCACUUCAACCGUUAAUUAUUCAACGAAAUGAUUCGAAUUUAGCUAGUAUUGUAUUGAAUACAAAUAAUAAUGAUGUAUCACCACCGGUUUGUAGAACAGUUGUCAAUUUAAUGAAUUCAAUCAAUUCGACAAAUGGAAUUGACAGUUGUGGUAGUAGUAAUACUAGUCGGAUAACAUCAUCUCAGCAGGUGAAUGCCACCAGUUCAACACCUAACAACACCGUCACAACAACAGCAUUGACAACGAUACCAACUGUGACUAUUGCUACUGCGACCACUAAUACUUGUACUACACUUCCAGCUUGUAAUCAAAUAUUUUAUGGACGAAAUUCAUUACGACAACAACAUCAAGAACAAGAUCAAUCUGCACUUCAAAUUUAUGAAACAUUUCAUAUAGCAGAUCAUCAAAAACUCACAGCCGAGCCAACUACACCUAGUCCAAUGAAAUCAAACUAUCCUAUACAGAAUGGUAAUAUUGUUCAAACUAUUUCAUGUACUUCUAAUGGACAAUUGAUAACUAUUGCAAAACCUGAGCAUGUGCUAGUAGUUGGUGAUGGUGAUUCCAGUGUUGGCAGUACACAAUCACAGUUCUCGACAUUAAUUGACGCAAAAUUAGAUCCUUCAACAAAUAAUUCUCAUCAUCUUAUACAACAAUAUGAUCAUCUUGUCACUUCAUCGAAUUCACUGCAUAGUCAACCGUUGAUUACUUUUCUUCCAAUUAACAAUAAUUAUUUAUUCACUCAAUCUAAUACUACUAGUACAAUCAAUACUACUAAUACUACAUUAACUACUACUACUACUAGUACUACUACGACUACGGCUACUAGUACUACAAUGUCGAAUACAAUCAUUUCACCAAUGAUUAAAACUACAAUUACAAAUAAUAACAACAACACUAAUAAUAAACCGGAUAUUUAUUUCGAAAUCCCUUUACAGAAUAGAGAUUUGUCUAGUUCCGUUCAAACAGUUUAUCGUUUGUUAUAUACAGACAAUAUUGAUCGACCAGUGAUCAGUAAUAAUGAAACUGCAUUAAUAAAUGACACUGGUCAUUUUGUUCUUGUCAAUAAUGAUAGCAUACAUAACAAUAAUAAUACUAAUAAUAAUAAUAGUAACAAUAGUCUAUUGAAUACAAUGACAAUACUUGGCACUGACUAUUCAACUUAUCCUUCUUCUUGUGCCUCAUCAACAUCAUCAUCAUCAUCCUCAUCAGCAGCAGUAGCUGAUCAUUAUAUUAUUGAUCAUCUUCCGAAUAUGAUCAAUUGUCAACUUCAAUCGAAUGGUUAUUCUUUAUUGUCCAUACCUUCAACAUCAUCUACAUCGUUAACAUUGACAACAACAUUGACAACUUCAUCGAUGAUGCCAUUAUUGUCUAUCGGUGGUGGUAACACAUCGACCACACCAUUGCAACUACAACAGUCUAAACAUUCAUCAAUGAAUAUGACACGUUGUUUAUUGCAAACAUCGAAUCAACAUUUUGAUAAUCCUAAUAUUGAUAGGACUACUACUGUUGUUACUUCUACUACCACUGCUACUACUACUAAUAUUACAUCGACACCUGUUACAAAUACCACUAUCAAUGGUGAUCAUAGUCAUCUAAUGUCGAAUUAUCAUAUUAAAAUAGAUGAUAGUUAUUUAUUGACAACUUCUGUAAUGACCACUACAGCGAAUUCAAUCACAUCGAAACAACACAAUCACAAUAUCCAUCAUAAUCAUAAAAAUCUACGAAAUAAUUCAUUACUAACACUUCCUCCAUUGUCAAGUAUGACAUGUCAUUUAAUUCCAGUGGAACCGAAACCUGAUCAAUUGAGAACUUUACAAUCUGUGAUUAAUUCUGCUAGCGCAUUUCAAUGUUCCGAUUUUCCUGCUUAUGUGGAACAAUUAUUUCGUAAAGGUAUAUUAAGUGGUCGAAGACCAUGGUGUUUAAAUUUCACUGCAUGGUUUAUUAAUACAUUAGUAUUUGAAGUGGAAAAUCGUACAGAACAUGUCAGUCUACGUUGGGGUGAUUUUCGUCUUUGUCAAACAGCUGAUGGACAAACAGAAUAUAUUUAUUUUAUUAAUCGAGUUACUAAUAAACGUUAUUAUUUAGCUGGAUCACCAACAACCUGUUGUGCACUGGGUUAUAAGAAAAGUGAAUUCGAUAUGAAAUCAAUGCAUGAACCACCUGUUCGAUGUCCAUGCCCUGUAACAAUAUUCAAAGAAUUAAGAGAUAGGCGACCUAGUGGUUGUUUGGAUCCAUAUUCAAAAUUUUACUUACAACCGCGUAAUGUUGAAUGUCCCGAUGCAAAUGAUAUUGAAGAAAUACAUGAUAAAGUACAAAAAUGUCAUUUAUUGCCGGCGAAUAGUAAUUGGUUCACAGAGCAUGCCUGGGGUAAAAAUAAACUUGGCGGUCUAUUUGCUGAAGCGUCAAAACUUGCCGGUUUACCAACAAUUUGGUUGCGUAAACAUCGUUCACGAAAUUUUUUUCCCGGUGGUGGAGGCUCUGGUAUCGGUGCACUAGGUAAUCUGCAUCAUCAUCAUCAUCAUAAUCAGCAUGCGCAUAAAACUGACAACACUGCUAAUCAUUAUACAAAUUCUUACAAGUCAACUAUGAAAACUAUGGAAAAUGAGCACAAGAUUAAUACAUCGAAAGAGAAUAAUGAAAUGACUAGUACUAGUAGUAGUAGUAGUAGUAGUGGUAGUACACAUACAGAGAUUAAACGUAGACGACUUAUGACUUCAGUUGAAGAUCUAGUGUCAACAACCACUUCAUCGACAUCGGCUAAAGUGGUGUCAACAACGAAAACAAUCAUUGGAACAAUGAAUCCAAUUAUGAUGAUGACUGUUGAUCAAAAAGAUCCUAAUAUUGUCAACAAUAUCAAUAUACUGCCUAGUUCAAUGACUAUAUUGAAACCGAAAGAAACACUGUAUACUACUUCCACUGUCAGUUAG